Penicillium brevicompactum is the source of this 405-nucleotide messenger RNA. RefSeq lists its product as uncharacterized. The record is from RefSeq and is a predicted model, not a curated record. Gene Ontology annotation, cellular component: cytosol. The coding region runs from base 1 to 405 and encodes 134 amino acids. NCBI's taxonomy places the organism in Eukaryota, Fungi, Ascomycota, Eurotiomycetes, Eurotiales, Aspergillaceae. The transcript has a single exon. Gene Ontology annotation, molecular function: deaminase activity.
AUGUCUUCUCUGACUUAUAUCAACGAAGAGGGCGCUGGUCAGAAACACAGUGACCUAUGCCAUUAUUCCCAAGCAGUUAUUUUAGGAAACAUUGUCAAAUGUGCCGGCCAAGGAGGCUGGGAGCAGUCUGGCGCUCUGAAUGCCGACGAUAUUCCCGGCCAAGUGGAUCUCGCUUUCCAGAACGUGGACAGGGUGUUACAGGCAUCGGGUCUUCGCGGCUGGGAAGACGUCUAUUCAAUCCGCAGCUACCAUGUUGAUAUGGGUGCUUCAUUUGACCUGGUUGUCAAAAAGCUCAAGGAGCGUAUCCCGGGUCAUCGACCUAUUUGGACCUCUAUUGCUGUGCCCUCACUAGCGUUUCCAGCAAUGAAAAUUGAGAUUGAAGUGGAGGCCAUUAAACAGACAUGA